Molecule: messenger RNA, 7336 nt
Organism: Sycon ciliatum
Lineage: Eukaryota; Metazoa; Porifera; Calcarea; Leucosolenida; Sycettidae
Exons: 7
Coding region: 383-6361 (1992 amino acids)
Biological process (GO): regulatory ncRNA-mediated heterochromatin formation
Cellular component (GO): nuclear RNA-directed RNA polymerase complex
Molecular function (GO): helicase activity; NAD+ poly-ADP-ribosyltransferase activity
Source: RefSeq, a predicted model, not a curated record
ACAGAAGCCUGUCGACAUGUCGUGAACGUGUGUUUUCAUGGCUCCCUGCGUCAAGACCAUGACCAGAUGACUGCUUCGAAACUACCGUCACACUUUCGAAACCAGAACUACAUUGUAGCGAAUUACUUACUGUUACUUGCAGGCUGGUUCGCAAAGCGUGGUAGAGAGGAAAGGGAAUCGUAUUAUUACGACGUUAGUGCUGCUCCAGUUCAGUUGCUUUCUUCUUCCCAGGCGUCGCUGGAGGUCGACAGACUCAGUGUGCCUGCAGCCGAAAGACAGCUCCUGGUACCGAUGAUAUUGAUAGCGGUCGUCAGAGCGAAAGACGAGUGCCGCAGCCUCCUACAAGUACAAGCUUGGUAUGCCACUUCGACUUUAGUCUAGCAUGGGUAGAAGACGGCGAAGCUGGGGGUGUUCGUAUAGUCCACACACUGCUCGCAGAGAAAGAUGGAAACCGGACGCUAUGCAACUCGUUCCGCGUGACGAUGUGACGGAACUACUUUGCCGUUCACGCUUCGGCCUUUCGAGAACCGGCAGAUCAGGCAGCUGUGUUACAUUGAUCCCAAUCCGAAUCGAUAACAGCGGUGAAUCCAAUCGCUUCACUUCACCACCUGUCGUGCUCGGAGGGAAGCGUGGUCAUGAAAGCGACAGUGAUAGUGAGCAGAGUAGCGACGAGGAAACGGUGCACCGUGCCGCCGCUAAGCGAGUCUAUGAAGAGAGCCCUGCACAACAUAUGCGGUUUACCAUUGGCCAAUGUGAGGAUGUGCCGGGCAGAGCAAGAGGUGAGGACAGUGAAAGUGAUGAUCCUGCAUCUCCGUGUUCAAGUAUUUGUGCCAGCAGCUCUCCACAACCCGCAGCUGGAACGAGUCUGCUCAAGCUACAUGAAUCUGCUGACCCGCCACCUGACAGUCUUAACAAAUCAGGGACUUCCCCCACCAUCAUGGCUCUGAUGGAAGCCAUGUACACCGAUCUGAGAUGCAAGCGACCAAACUGUCUGCACGCUGACUUCAUCAUGAGUACGUUUCUAAAGAGAUACUCAAAGCAACUGAAGAAUCACCUCAAUGCUGACAAUAGCAUGUUUGACACUGGAUCGUUCAACUACUUGGACCAAUUUGUGGCGAAACUGGUUGCCAUCGGAGCAUGUAUACUGAAGAAAUGUACUGUGACCGGCAAAUUCUACCAGCAGUUCCCUGGAACACGAUUUGUGAGUGAAGAAGGUGGCCUAAUGCAGUAUACCAGAGCAGUCAUCAAGACCUGUCUGACUGCAGAAGGUGAUGAGCUUGGAGGUAAUGCUGCCAGGCUGAAGCAGAUUGCUGGGUUCUUGUUGGGCCUCAACACGCACUGCCCCGCAACUCUACCACGCAUGAUGCGCAAGCUGAAGAAAGGACUUGAGCAGCUUGCCCUCUGCAACAAGGCCAAGAUAGUGAAAAUUGUACACAACCUGCUUAUGUCCUUGGCUGAGGCAGCAUUUGUCCCUGAUUCUGAUGAUGGAAAAGCUGCCAGCAUGAGUUGGAAGGAACUCGAUGUAUUGCCUCUCAGCAGUGAGAUUGCCGAGAUCCGAAUCGUGGAGGACGGAUAUGUGCGCAUUCCCGGAACUUCCAUUCCAGAGUAUGUUUGCGUCCAGAAACGCUAUCAAUCAGUCGAUGACUACAUCAGUGUCUACUUUCGCUUGUUCCGAGAGGACUGCUUUGGCAAGAUACUGCAUGACAUAAGCAGUGUGAGACAACGCGAAGGGGUGAAGAGUGGCUCACACAGGUACACGGAAAUCUGUGUGACCGGAGUGAAGAUCCUGCCACACCCGCCCGGUGUAGCUCUGGCCAUACAGCUCUGCCGAACACAAGCAUUCAAUCGGCGAUCAGUUAUCAAUGGCGCUCUGCUUGCAAUCUCUCUCGACCCGACAAGGUCCAGCUGGAAGUUUGCAACUGUGAUAGAGGUUGCCUGGCGAACUGAUGCUUUCGAUGUGCUGAUCGCUUUUCUCUCGCCAAAGGGCGGGGAAGUCUUCCGAAUGACAGAAGCUAUGGCCAUUGCUGGUUCGCAAGGUACAGCACUGAUUCUCAAAAGUCCAACACACUUCAAGUCCUAUGGCCCCAUUCUCAGCGUGCUGCAAGAUCAUGGAGACUCCGUCUCAAUUCCAUUUCAGGAUGUUAUUCUCGGCAGUCAACAAGAAACACCGACCGUGACUAGCGAGCAGCAGCAGCAGCAACAUCAGCAUGAGAAUGACACAAGACCGCAUUAUCCAGCGGACUCGGAUGACAGCGACACUGGCGACUGCAUGUCUGAUGACGAGUCCUGGGUGGAAACAGCUCCUUCGUUCCUUACGCCAUCAGCUACCAUGGAUUUUAGCUGGAUAUUCACCGAGGGAAACCCGUCUUGUGAGGACACACCUGCUGAAGAGAUGGAUCAGUCCCCUGAUCCAGAUCAACAAGCACGCUGCUCACGGUCACCCAUGAUUCCUCCAUGGUUCCACUCAGUGCGCAAUGACCUCGUUGAGCCUGCCUCUAGCUACCAACGCUUGCUGUCGGAUAAUCGCUAUUCGUGCAAACUAGACGCCACACAACGACACGCUGUGUACACGGCUCUGACCCAGAAAGUAGCUCUCAUCCAGGGACCGCCGGGGACAGGCAAAACAUACAUUGGAUGUCGUCUGGUUGAGCUGCUCCUUUCCCUGAAGCCGCCACUUCCAGGGCCCAUCCUAGUCAUCACAUACAAGAACCGUGCUCUCAACGAGUUCCUUGCCAAUGUGUCGCGCAGUCGAGCUGCCGAGAAAACCAAAAUUGUCCGCGUGGGCGGCAUGUUUCCAGAAGGUGCGCGAAAAAGUGAAAGAAGCGAGGACCAUGGAGUAUAUGCUAACCGCGCUAAGGGCCAUGAGGUUCUACGUGAGGACGGCUUCAUCCACUUGAAAGGCCGUGGUAGUUACACUGUGAACAAGCCAGGUCUUACGUACAUGGACGACUGCAAAACAGCAGUGAGGAGCAGUUUGCAAUCGCAGCCAAGCGGUGCAUUCACUGCGAAGACCUUCUGGCGGCUUGUCACCGAAGAGCAGAAGCUGCUGAUCUCAGUGAAGUCCAGGGGACACCUAAUGAAUCGCUACGUCUACUACUGGGCCGAGAGCGCCGAAAAAGAGAUGAUCAAAUGCGUACAGCAACAGUGUAGUCAGAAAUUCAGCAGCACAAUCAGGACAAGCUCGCUGCCCGCAGCACCACCAUCCCAACCCUGUUCCACUGGAUCAGCACAAACCAGCAGAACACGAACGGUCAAGGUUUAUGGCCAGGGUCAACAACUGUCCUUAUACACGAAACGUUUUGCUGGUGCUCCAGCUAGUUGUAAUACAGUGGCUGAUGAGGAAGAAUCGGAUGACGAGUUGGCGGCACAGUUUCUGCAUGGCUUUGCUCCAGCUCGGUUCCCUGUUCGUUCUGACGCAGUGAAGACAGAUUACAACGGUGCACCCAUCCAGGCAGCAAAUACAGAUGACAACUUUGUACCCAUGCCGGACACAGAGGAAGAAAAUGACAGCAUUAUCCCAAGAGAGCUAUGCGAUCAGUACGCCGCUAUGUGUUUGCCCCUAUGUCGGCAGGACAAGGAUCUCCUCAGUAUUCGAGACUUGGACAUGUUGACGGCAGGGCAACGCGCCAAGUGGAUAUGUGCUGCAGUGCUUGCUGAGAAGGAGGAAUACUGGCAAGCGUUGGACAACAAACUGAAAGAUCACGCGGACGAAUGCGAGACAAAGUCAUCUGAGCGCGCUCUUCUCCUAGGGAAAAUGCUGCACCAUGGCGCGAAAGUCGUUGGAUUCACAACUUCAGGAGCUGCCAUCUACCACCAGCUGCUGGAUGUGAUUCAACCAAGCGUGGUGCUCGUUGAAGAAGCAGCUGAGAUCUCAGAACCACAGCUCAUAGCCGCCAUCCCAGCAUCAGCCAAGCAACUCAUUUUGAUCGGUGAUCAGGAGCAGCUGCAGCCACACGUUGAAUGCUAUGCUGUGGAGAAGCGCAGGCUUUGCAUCUCCAUGUUUGAGCGCCUAAUCUCGAUUGGCCAUCCGAGAUCGGUGCUGCAUCUCCAAAACAGAAUGAGAGACGAGUUUGCUGAGCUCAUCCGCCUUCUGCAGGUCUAUCCUCGCCUGGAGACUAACAGCAAGACGACAUGUGACAACACACCAGCAGCAUGCAUGGACAAAUCGCUCUUCUUCUGGACGCACGAGUUCCCGGAAGAGAAAAGUGGCAUGAGCUUUUGCAAUGAGAGAGAGGCUCAACUGGCCAUACGCCUGGCGUUGUGGAUGGCCAAAGAAGGUGUGCAGCUGACUGACAUAACCAUCCUGGCUACGUACAAAGGUCAAGUACGUGUUAUCCGCAGGCUGCUCAAGGACAUCUGGAAUACAAUGGGCAGCCCUAGCCCAAAUGGCAGACUGCCGGUUACGGUCGACUCAGUAGACAACUUCCAAGGAGAUGAGAACCAGUUCAUUAUUCUGUCACUCGUUCGCUCCGGUGAACACAGCAGCUCCAUUGGUUAUCUGGCAAAAAGGAAUCGCCUGUGUGUGGCCUUGUCACGCGCUCGAAGUGGCAUGUACAUUUUGGGUGACCAUCGGGCAUUUCUCCAAUCCAAGCACUGGAAGACAAUCAUAGACCAUCUUGCGGCGACCGGUUGCUGUGGCAACAAGAUGCCGUUCGUGUGCCCGCGGCAUGCCAGCACUCCACAGUACCUGCUGGCGACAGACUUUCUCAGCGUGAGUCAGCAGACUACCCUGUGCAAGGAGCCCUGCACAGAUCUUAUGGCGUGCGGCAUGCAUGAGUGCAAGGAGUCGUGUCACAAUCAUGAGUAUGCCGUCGAGCACAUGAAGUGCAUGGAACGCGUUGAAUUCUUUCGUUCCGAAUGCGGACACGCGGAUAGCCGAGCCUGCUCCGUAAAGGCCGGACCAUGCCGGAAACCUUGUGAGAGGAAUCGGAAGGACUGUGGACAUCCGUGUGGACGCGAGUGUCACCAAAUUUGUGAACUCCUGCAAUGCUCUGACUGCUUUCGAAAACAACGCAUCGAGAUGGAAAAGAAGCAGCAAGCAAUCCAGGAACAACGGACACUGCAGAGGGCUGAACUUCAGAAGGCUUUGGAUACACUAAAAGACAGUACGGAGGCUGUUGGCUCUGUGGAAGCUGUUGACAGAAGCACAGAUAAAGAAGCGUUCGAGCAAGUUGAGCAGUUACUGACGCAGAGUGGAGUGGCUUCAGAGCGUGCGUAUGAUAUCUGCCAUCUGGACAAAAUACAGCCCAAAACCGCUCUUGUGAAGAGCUACUUGGAAUGCAAGAUGAAGCUCAUUUCACAAGAUUACAAGCUCCUCUUCAUGGAGAUUAACAUUGAGUCGUAUAAAGAUGGCAAAGAGGCGGCUGUUGUGGACGUCAAGAAGAGCAUGGCUUGCCGGUCAUGUGAUGACCCACUUUAUCGUGUGCGGAAGGAGCUGCACGUGGCUACUGCAGGCGUUCGGUUCACUGCAGAGCCUGUACAGAACCUGGCAAACCCCGACAACAGCGCUGAGAAGAUUGCUUUCAUCUUUGAAGUGGCUACCGGAGCUGUGCACCAUGUGAGCAUGGAAAAGCAGUUAACAACGUUCAGGAGUACCAAUCAACUGUUUGUCACUGGCAAUGACUGCAUCAAACUGGAGUCUAUUCCGUAUGGUGAUAAGACGCGCAUCAAUCGCUACAUCUGCUUGCGCCCGCACCAAGCCAAGCCUCGCUUCAUAGUGUACUACAAAGAAAGAGACAUUCUGUUCAGGGAUACACUCAAGCGCCUGCCGGAGAAUGAACUGGCCAGUAUCAAGUCCAAUGCAACAGGUAUCCGUGAGAGUCUAUACCGCUUUGCCGAGUCUCAGUUUCAUCGGAUGUACCUAAAGACCGGGUACAAGACCAAGCCCAAUGUACUGCAGGUGGACUGCAAGAAUAAUCCACAGCUGAUCAAGGCGUUCGAGGGCAAGGUAGCAGAAUUCGAGAAGUUGGACAUUCCGACGAGCGAAACGCUGUCAUUCCACGGUACAUCGAAAGACACCUGCAUGGUGAUCAUGGACGAGGGGUUCCGUAUUGGCGGCCAAGACUCUGGAGUGAGUGUUUCACAUGGCAAUGUCUACGGAACAGGCGUCUACUUGGCCGAAACACCAAAUACGUCAGACUACUAUGCCAAAGAUGGCCAGAUGAUCCUGUGCACCUUCUUGCCUGGUCGUAUCGAGAAAACCAUCACCGCCCAAGGCACGACCCGGAAGGCCCCGGAGUCAGGCGGUGCCACCAGUCUACGCACUCCGUUCCAUGACCAAGAAGACCAGAUCAUCAAUGUUGUCUACACUCGUGAGCAAGUGCUGCCAUUGUGUGUAGUACACUACGAAGGACUGAAGUAGACUCUAUUGGCAUUGGAAGCUCUGAGUAUAGUAUAAAUUCCGCUGAUGCCCUCUUCAUUCGGUCCAAACGUCUGCAACUGCUACACUCGCGGUAUCUCAUCGGCUCUAAACAAGCAUGUGUUUGUAUGCGAUGCCUGUGCUACUGUAGUAGGCUGGCUGAUGGUGUUCCAACCAACCCGUCUCUGAUAAAGAAAACCUUGACCGUCAACACACUGGUGUUGACGUGAUGAGGCUCUCCGUAUAAGCCUAACCUGACUGAAUACAUACGGCAGUCAGGACGCCUACUGAAUAUGUACGACAAUAUCACGUGUCACCAAUUUUGGCCACAUAUUAGUGUACAACUAUUUCGCCCCUAAUGUAACUCUAUUAAUUUCUCCCCAUAAUUAUCAUGAAUUCCUUGAUGUCACAAAUUGAAGAUUCCCGUGGGUAACACAUACCAUGUGCUAGCAUGAUGUUGACUGCGAAAGGAUGCAACUCCUUGAACUAUGUGCCAUAGCUUUCUGACACGGCUCAGUGAAAGAAGUGGCCGCGUAUGGGCAAGUAUGGAACUUGUGACCAUACUUUAGUUAUAUUUAUUAAAUCUAAAUACAUCAAUACAACACAUACUCUGAAGUUUUUUCGAAAUGACAUUUUUUUCUUCCCAGCACCCUCAAACUGAUGAAUUUCACACUAAACAAUUACAUUGUAGGAGUUUACAUCAAAAUUAAUGAUUUCAUUCGCACUCAGCUUCAUAUCCGGACCUUUUUUUUGUAUGCAUUCAAAAUCAUUGAUUCCAUUCUCAAAAUAAUUCUUCCCGAUGGUGGCCUGUAUACGUAACUAUUACCAAGAGUGCAUAACCCCCCGUACUCUUGCUAUUACUAGCAUUUGCACAUUCAUUCGAAAACUUCAUUCAUUUUCAUAUUUACAUGUACCGGUAUGUAUAGCAGUCUGCUACAAAAAUUGAAUUGAUCUACUGAGUUUAUGGCAACCCUUCAA